Molecule: messenger RNA, 1590 nt
Organism: Microstroma glucosiphilum
Lineage: Eukaryota; Fungi; Basidiomycota; Exobasidiomycetes; Microstromatales; Microstromataceae
Product: DNA glycosylase
Exons: 1
Coding region: 82-1371 (429 amino acids)
Biological process (GO): base-excision repair
Cellular component (GO): nucleus
Molecular function (GO): catalytic activity; DNA binding
Source: RefSeq, a predicted model, not a curated record
CCCGCACACACCCUGUACGGGGCAUCGAUCCUUGCUUCCUAGCACGCUACGUACCGCCUUGGACGUCGAUCUGGCCCAUCUAUGCCAGCAAAGAGGCAAAAGGCAGCAGCGGCCAAUCGCAGGAACAGCGGCUCAGACGGCGCUGUCAUUCCCGCUGCCGCUGCCGCCGCUGUAUCCUCUACCGAUCUCUCCGAGCAAGGUCAGCUCGGCGCCAUCUUUGUGCAGCUCGAUGGCAAUGAUGCAGACUCAGAAGCAGUCAUCGUACGGCGGUCAGGCAGGAAGAGGCGCAAGGUUGAUGAGAGCAGCGAGAACGUCCAGCAGCUGUCCUCGUACUUUAGCUCGCAGCUCAAGGCGGCGGGGAGCAAAGGGGGCAAGGUUGAGAAGAAGGGGCAACCUGGCAAGCAGGUGGAGAGUGUUGCUUCGGUAAAAGCCAAGAGGACACGGAAGGCGCAUAAGCCCAAGGAGGAGCCAGCGGAUGAUCUCGACGAUCCAGCCAGUGCGACACCCCCAGACACGUCCCUCUUCCCCUCUCUCGCUCUCAAGCUGCACGGUCUCGCCUCGGAUCGCCAAGGUAGCUUCUAUGGUCUGGUGCAAGAGCUCCUCACACCAGACGUCUUCGGCAUGCUCGUCGUCACCAUACUCCUCAAUCAGACGACGGGUCGGGCUGCCAUACCCGUCUUUUACGAGAUUAUGCAUCGGUGGCCUACACCGCGCCUGUUGGGUGAGGCGGACGAGGAUGAAUUGAGAGAGAAGCUGAGGCCGAUUGGACUGUUUAACAUUCGGGCUAAGAGAUUGAAGGAGGUGGGAAGGGUGUGGUGUGAGGCGCCUCCUCGGUGGGGAGUCACGACGAAGAGCAGGGUGGUCAUGCCUGCCAGCUGGGCGAUGGUAGAUGAGCCAGCAGAGGAAGGAGCUAUCGGAAGUGGCGAUACAAAGGCUGCUAAAGCGGUCGAUCCUGAUGCUCGCAAGUUGAAGCGUACAAAGACACGCCCCCUCUACCCGGCGACGGAGAUCUCCCACCUUCCAGGUGUGGGACGGUACGCACUAGACUCCUACCUUCUCUUUCGGCCGUCGCGCUCCCACCUCUCCAUGGCCUCGGUACAGAUCGACCUCUGUAGGGCCACUGCUUUACCCAAGCCCACGUCAGAUCCUUGGCAGAAGAUUCUAGAUCGAAGGGUGGAGCUCGGGGACAGGAGAGACGUAGGCGAAUUGCUUCCCCCUGUCUCCAAGCCAGAAGGGGAGUCGGAAGGGCACGACUCAGUGAACCCCGAUGAAGACUGGCGCAAUGUAGAUGCACUGGACAAGGAACUCAAGGCGUACAUGCUGUGGAGGCUGGGAAGGGAUGCUUCGCUGCGAGAAGCAAAAAAGGAGUAGAGCGAAGUGUACGCUAGGAGAAUCGAAUCGUGGUUGACGUCGGAGGAGACGUCUCCUCUGCCGCUGCCAAUGUACAAUAUCUGUAUUUCUAUCGCAUACAGACUACACACCGUCCUUGAUGCAUCGCGACCAGAGUUGCAAAGGCAAUGGAGGCGCUGCCUGAGUAAAGUCUGCGAUCCGUCGCUGCAGAAGGCAGACAAUCGAAAAGCAAAAAGAAUC